This is a messenger RNA of Neltuma alba, 796 nucleotides long. Its product is annotated as NADH dehydrogenase [ubiquinone] 1 alpha subcomplex subunit 6. Gene Ontology annotation, biological process: response to oxidative stress. Lineage: Eukaryota; Viridiplantae; Streptophyta; Magnoliopsida; Fabales; Fabaceae. The record is from RefSeq and is a predicted model, not a curated record. Gene Ontology annotation, cellular component: respiratory chain complex I. Bases 114 to 512 code for a protein of 132 amino acids. The transcript is spliced from 2 exons.
UCCUAUUGUUGUUCGUGCCAGGUGACCUGUGCGCUCCGGAACCAUCAGCUUCCCUGAAAACCUCUAUUCGGAGUUGAGCAGUUGAGUUGCUGUGUGAGUGCUAAGGAAGGACAAUGGCGAAUGUGCUGAAGAGCGUGAAGGUUCCUCCGAACUCGGUGAAUCUGGAGGAGGCAAGGCAACGAGUCUUCGAUUUCUUCAGGACUGCCUGCAGAUCAAUCCCCACCAUCAUGGAAGUCUACAAUCUCAGCGAAGUCGUCACUCCCUCUCAGCUCCGCUCCACUGUCUCCUCCGAGAUCCGAAAGAAUUCCCACGUUACCAAUCCUAAGGUGAUUGAUCUGAUGCUCUUCAAGGCAAUGGAAGAGUUGAAGGACAUUGUGGAUCAUGCAAAGCAGAGGCAUCAUAUCAUUGGCCUGUACGUGGUAGGUAAACAAGGGCUUGUGCAGGAUUUGGGCACAAAAGACCAGGGAAUCUCUCCCUUUUUGAAAAAUUUCUACAAGAGCAAUUACUUUUGAAGUCUGCUGUUUUGUCUUCCAUUUGCUCAAAUAAAGAAUUAUCUGAAACUGUUUUGACCUGCUGUUGGAUAAUAUUUAGAUGAUGGGACUUUGUUUCAGAUUUAACUGUUGUAUUACUGACUGUUCUAUUAAUGCUAAUACACAUGUAUCUACCAUCAUUGCAGAAGGUAGACGUUGUUUCUUAAUGGAGUGUAUUGGCUUGAUAUGUAAAAGAAUAAAGGAAAAUGGUUUUUGACUUUCCAUUUAUUAUAGUACACAAGGGCCAAGAGGCUACUAGUUUUUCA